AUGUUUCUGUUAUUUAAAAAAGGGUAUGAUCCACUGGCAUUCGAGAAGGAGUUGACUCAAAUCACAGCAUCAAUAACUUCAACUCAGGAGCAGAUCUACAAGUUAAGUAGAAGAAAACGAUCGACUCGCAAAACAACAAUCCAUUAUCUACUUGUUAUUUAUAUUGUGGGUAAUCUUUACAAUUAUACUCAAAUCCCCCAAAUCCCAAACACUACAAGGUUCCAAGCUAUAAUCAAAGGGCUUUCACGAAACCAGUGGAUUUUCGUUAUUGUAUAUCCUAUUAUUUUGUAUUUUCUUGUUAGGCUACUCGGUGGUCUUUACGAUUGGUUACUCAAAUCAAGACAGACCAAACUAAGUAGCCUCCAGGAAAGACAUAAGCUAAAAAUUGAGGAAUUGAAGAAGAUCACCAAUUUUAAUACUACUUCAGAGUUGUUAGAAAAGUAUGGAGACCCCAAUGAACGGAAAAGGAAAACAGCCAACGUGAUAGACAAAGGAACAUCCUCCGGAGCUCAAGGUAUACCAGGCAACGGUAAUCUUAAGCAGCGAUUGAAUGUAAAUCCAGGAACAAUAAAUGUUUCAAAACCCAUUAGCGAAAUGAAACCAGGUUUGCAGAAGCAAGAGCAACAACAACAACAGCAACAACAACAACCACUAGAGGGAUUACAACAAAAGCAGCAGCCAUCAUCUUCAAAACCAUCUGAUAUAAAUAAUAAGAGAUCCCCUUCCUCUUCACAUCAAGAAGUGCAAUCUCAACGAAGUUUCCAAGACAGAUUGCUUGAUAUCUUAGUUGGCUCAGAUUAUUCGGAAACAAUUGAAUCCCGCUAUGCCUUGAUUUGUGCUGGUUGCUUCAAGCAUAACGGGUUAGCCCCUCCAGGAUGCACUGAACCACACAAAGUUCCUUAUAUAUGCCCACAAUGUGGUUUAUUCAAUGGUGAAAUGCAAGAGCCACCUAAUGGAUUAUAUCCAAAUUAUAUAGGACCUGAGCUCUCACAAAGUCCUGUUCCAUCAGAGGGUAUCGAAAGUGUGCCAAAGGAAGACCUUGAAAAUGUUUCAGUUCCGAGCCCUGUAUUAGCCAAAGAGCCUAAUACAAAAAUUGAAAAGGAGCCUAUGUUAGUAGAACAUUCGAGGUCUUUAAGCCCAAAUCAGGAUGAUACUACAUCGAAAUGA
Molecule: messenger RNA, 1167 nt
Organism: Lizanozyma spartinae
Lineage: Eukaryota; Fungi; Ascomycota; Pichiomycetes; Serinales; Debaryomycetaceae
Exons: 1
Coding region: 1-1167 (388 amino acids)
Biological process (GO): endoplasmic reticulum tubular network organization
Cellular component (GO): endoplasmic reticulum tubular network
Source: RefSeq, a predicted model, not a curated record